UGGAGAGAAGGUCCAUCAAAGUAGCAUAAAUGGAGUUGCAGAAGGAUGAUUAGAAAUUGAAUUUUGGUUUAAAACAUAUACGUCGAGAGAUUGAAGAUGGAGGGGAUAAAAAGUUGUUUGUACAACGGAGAGUGGAAACUAUUGGAUCUUUAGGUGUUAUGGUUGUUGCAACUACCACAACCUAUGUUUAUGUUAAAACGAGGAAUCAUUGAUUGAUUUACUAAAGUUAAUGUCGAUUCACUAUUGAAACUACUGGAACCUAUAGAUAAGGAGUGUCUAAUUUUGUGCCUUAUUACUUUGAUCGAGUCUAUUAGUAUAUUGGAUGUAAUUCUAAUUUUGUCAUUUGCUUUCAAGUUUUGAUGGUUUCCUUUUAGUUGAGUUGUUAGCAUAUGAUUUACUUGAAUCAACAACUCUUCAUUUUUUUUUAUAAAUCCAUUUCCUUUUUAUUAGUGGCAUGUUAUUCAUAGAGGAGAGCUUUGAACCAUUUAUGUGGGAUUGACAUUGUGAGGUUUCAUUUCAGUUUCAAACUAUCUAUGGAUCGUGUGAGAAUUCCAAUGAGCUUUUAUAUUAUAUAUUUCUGGACAAUCUAUUAACCAAUAUCAUUUUAAUGGGGGCUCAAUUAUCAUUAUGAAAAUGGGAUUAAUGAUACAUUUUUAUAUUCUUAAAUGAGGAGGGUAUUUUCCUGAAUAUUCGACCUAUAUAUUCAUUAUUUAUGUAGAAUCUCGAUUGAAUGAUUUUCAAUAAACUUAAACAAAUUAAUAGACUUAUUAAAGGUGAAAGCCAAAACUCAUUGCUCCAUUUCAAAUUUCAUGCAUCGAGAGUGAAAGUAGGAAGAACAUUUUUGUCUUCACAACUACUUAUUUCUUUAUUCGUAAAAAUAUAUACACAUAGGAAUUUGGACCAUGACCACUUUUAAAAGAGGUAAGAACUGCAACCAAUCACGCUACAUAUAUGUAUCUUUUAAAAUUGACCAAGUGCAACUUCAGCCAAUGUGAUCACGAUUGCUUUGUGGUGUUCUUUUGGUGAUUGUUGGUGGGCCGAGCUUGGUUUUCCCUCGCUAUCUUCCUUCUGAAUCAAUCUUUUGUCUGUUCUUGAUAGUUUGAAAUCCUGUUGACUCGGGUCAAUUUGAGGUCUAAUUGCUCUUUGUGUGACAGUCUACUUGUCUUGAUAAGCUUCACUUUCUCUUUAGUUAGCAAGUCAAAGUUGCUGAUACACAAUUCCAAGCACAGCUUCAGAAAAUUCAACUAGAGUUGCUCUAGGGAUAAUUGGGUCAUCGAUGAGCAAAUUUCAGCGGUGGAAUUGAGCUUAAAUUCCAUAUAGUGAAGAAAUUUUGACAAUUCUGUACUCUUGGAUUGCCAUAAAUGUAGUCCCAAACAUGUGGAAUUGUGGAUUCUCCAAGGCCCCAAUCGCUCCCUAGCUAUUUAUGGGAUUUGCCUAACGUUUUCUGCUUCUGUUCAUUAUCAUAUUUGCCUCACUCUAGGUCACCAUUCAGGGUCUUAUGUGUUACUGCUGAUGAUUCUCUCUUUUCUUGUGCUGCAGCAUCACUAGCAGACCCAGCAUUCGUCGGAACUUACGGAAUAAACUAUGGAAGAAUCGCUGACAACAUUCCAUCCCCCGACGAAGUGGUCACCCUUCUCCGGUCAGCAAAGAUACGUAAUGUUCGUAUCUUUGACGCUGACCACAGCGUGCUCACCGCAUUCAGUGGAGCAGGGUUCAAGCUCGUGAUCGGGCUUCCCAACGGGUUUCUCAAAGACAUGAGCAGCAAUGCAAGCAACGCUAUGAGCUGGGUCAAAGACAACGUCCAGAAAUUCAUGCCAGGGAUAUGUGGGGUGGCAAUAGGAAAUGAAGUUUUAGGAGGAAGCGAUGUCGAGCUCUAUGGUGCUCUUUUAGGUGCAGCGAAGAACAUCCACAGCGCUCUAAGUCAGCUCGGCCUGUCCGAUGCAGUUCAGGUGUCCACAGCUCACUCCCAGAAUGUCUUCUCCAACUCCUACCCACCGUCAUCGUGCGUAUUCCGCGAGAACAUCGCUCAGUACAUGAAGCCUUUGUUACAAUUUUUCUGGGAAGCAGGGUCCCCAUUCUGCUUGAACGCAUACCCAUUCCUCGACUACAUGAACGAUCCGGCAAGCAUCGACAUUAACUAUGCACUUUUCCAGAAGACGAAAGGGAUCUUCGAUCCGAAGACUGAGCUGCACUAUGAUAACAUGCUUGAUGCCCAGAUAGAUGCUGCGUAUGCAGCUCUGGAAGAUGCAGGGUUCAACAAGAUGGAAGUUAUAGUGACGGAGACAGGGUGGGCUUCUAAGGGUGACGGUAAUGAAGCUGCUGCAACGCCAGAGAACGCAAGGACUUACAACUUCAACCUGCGUAAGAGGCUGGCAAAGAAGAAAGGCACUCCAAGGAGGCCGAAGAACGUGGUGAAGGCUUAUGUUUUUGCUACUUUUAACGAGAAUCUGAAGCCUGGUCCGACUUCUGAGAGGAAUUUCGGGCUCUUCAAGCCGGAUGGGAGCAUUGCCUAUGAUGUUGGGUACAAAGGGCUUAAAACUUCUUCUGCUGAUUCAAUAGUUCUUUCAUUGAAGGUAAACACUUAUCUUCCCUUUUCUCGGUUUGCUUCUCUUCAUUCCCCAUACUGACAAUACCGAGAACUCCUAGUUCUGAAUGCAGUCCUUGUAUGUCUUCAUUAGCUCAUCGUCUCCACCCUCCUGGGUUAUAUUCAUUGAUGCAGGGUUUUCCAGCUCGAGGUUUGUUGAGGUCGUAUCAGUUGGUUUGGACAAUCUGUGCCCUGGUAUUGCUUCUGUUGUUAAGACAAUGAUGUUCAGGAAACAAUUCAUCUUUGUAAAUCAGGCACUCGGGGACCAACAAGGGAAGAGAGUUCAGAUAGUUAUACAGAUGCAAUACGAAUUCAUGUCAAACUUCAACAGUACGUACCACAAUAAUAUUGGAUUUUCCUGCUAUGAUAACAUAUUUCUUAGAGAUAUGGCUGAUUGUUUUUAGCUCUCUGGCAAGAGUGUACACUUGGGUGAAUCAUAGAAUCACUGCUUACCAGUUUUCUAUCACACCUUGCUGUACGAAAGGUUAAUGCCGUGGUUGAUGAGGAACUUGAGCUGUAACAGGCGACAUAAAUCGUAUCAUACAGACUAGUUGCUUUGCUGCAGGUGAAUUCCAUAACGAUUCAGGACAGUUGACCUGGGAAUUUGUUUGAUGGAUGUCUCUGGUAUUUUCUGUGCCUAACUUAAUGUGAUAAGAGGCUCAUCAUUCUGUAUGAUAUAAGAACGCAAGGAAGCCUAUUUAUUUGACUUCAUAUGCAGAAGGAUUGACAGUCCAAUCUUGUUCAGAGAGGUUAUUAGUAUUUUGCGCUAUUUGUUUUUAUGGUGAUAAACUCAGAAUGCCCGGUUUCUUGCAUUGAUUUCCAGGAGUCCCUGAUGGCAUCCAUGAAAUAGUCCUGUUCCUGCCUUGGAUUGUUGGAUGUUUUUAGUCUUUCUAUUUGACCAGAUCAGAGAAGAUCCAAUUUCCUGGUUUUUCUUCUUCUCGUUAGAAUAAUGUUUCUCUAGCUUUUUAAUUGCUUGAUGCAUCAUGAGGGACGAAUGGAAAAAAGCGUAGAUUGAAGUUAACCUAGCAAAAGCUUAGUGAAGUUAGGUUACAGGGAAGAAUCGACUAAGGAAAAAAGCUAGAGACAAAGGAGAAAGUGAAUAAACGCGUCGAGGAAUAAAGGGAAUCCGAUCCAGACAUAUAAGGGUAAGAAAGCGCUAUAUACUUUGAAAUAUAUGAUAUAAGAUAGAUCAUAAUUUACUAAACUAUAUACCCUAAUGUCAAUUUAAUUAGAAAUUAUGAUUGGCGAUUGUAAUUCAUGGACAUUUAUCCAGCAUACUAGAUGCAGUAUGCCAGUAUCUUAUGGAUUUAAUGUUUUAGAGAACUAUGACCUAGCUAGUGUUUACUCCUUAAGAGUUAGUAGAUAUUGUCAAGAACCAGUUGGUCCAAUAACUCUAGUUGUUAGGAGAGAUUCAAUCGUGAAUCAUAUACCACAACUAGGGCUGGAAGUUUGGUACCGGUAUUUGGGAUAUACCGAAUACCGUACCAAAUUUGUCUAUAUUUGGCAUUACCGAAUACACGUAGUAUUUUUUGGGAUUGGGAUUGGGAUUGAAUUUCAAUUGUUAUUCGGUAUUAGGGAGUACGGGAUUGGGAUCGGUAUAUACCGAAAUACCGAUCAAUACCGAAAUAUAAGCUAGUAUUUAUUUUCUCCUCUCAAGUAGACUCUCUCAUUCACUACCACACGACCCUCAACCACCAAGAGUGUCAUUUAAUUAUACAUAGAUCAUUUCAUCACUAUUAAUAGUCGUCUCUCAACCUCCAAUUCGUCAAAUUAACGAUAACCAACGACAAGAACUUGAGAUGUCUCCUCUCUUCCAUUCUCCUCAAUAAUAUUCUAAUUCAAAACUCUUUGCUUAGUCUUCCCCCCCCCCCCUAAAUUAAACAAUAAAAUAUAAUUUAUAUAUUUAAUUAUUAAUUGCAAAAGUAAUUAAUUUUGUAUUCGAUAAUAUCGAUUGGGAUACCGAAGUACCGAUUGGGAUACCAAAAUAUUUAGGGGAUAGGGAUACCGAAAUUAUUUAGGGAUUGGGAUUGACUUUAGAGGAUAAUUCGGUAUUCGAGAUUUCGGUAUUUGGUAUUGGGAUACCGAUACCGUACCGAUUUCCACCCCUAACCACAACACUAACACGCCCCCUCAAACGAAAGUCACUCACAAGGGCUUGAAGUUUGCACUGGUGUGAAGACAUGAAUACCAUGUGCUUAACAAAUAGGGGUCACGGAGAAUCGAACACAAGACCUCUCAGUCACUGAAGGCUCUGAUACCAUGUCAAGAACUAGUUGGUCCCAAUAACUCGAGUUGUUAGGAGAGAUUCAAUCGUGGAUCAUAUACCACAACACUAACAGAUAUAAUAUAUAUCAUGUCCUAAAAUUCGGCUACUUCAAGGUCUAUAUAACGUUUUCUCACUUCUGGUAUGAGGUACUGACUCGCCUCUACCGUCACACUAGAAAAUGGCCAAGUGUAACCACCUACUAGAGCGUAGUAUAGCGGGUUUGGGUUUUCAUGUCAACUCGGGUCCUGAGUGUGAUGACUACUCGGUGAAUUCUUAUUAUUUAUAAGUGAAAGUGUAGUGAAGGUCCAAGCAAACAAACAAGCAAAGCAGUAAAAGGUUGUUUUCAAGUUGAGAGAGGUCACCUGGAUAUGGUCCCCCCUAGACUGUAGUUAAACCGAGUUGUAAUUUACCAAGUUCAAGUUCAAAGAUAGUUAUACUGCGGGAGGUUCUUAAACAGUCUGCAGUCUCGACUAAAGGUCUCCAGACCCUCUCAAUCUGAGUCCCCAGCGGGCGACUAACCUCCACCGGAGUAGACAGAUCGAGGCCCUAACGAACCAAACCUCCUCUACCGAAGUAGAUCCGGUACAGAAUAGUGAAUUGACUCCUCGACUAAAGUCGU
Messenger RNA from Linum trigynum, 5469 nucleotides. Lineage: Eukaryota; Viridiplantae; Streptophyta; Magnoliopsida; Malpighiales; Linaceae. The record is from the annotation of a GenBank genome assembly.